AUGAGUGUUAAAGUAUAAUUAAUACAUUCACAAUGGGAUGAUAUUAGGAAAGUAUUAAGAGCUACUUAAAGAAAACUUACUAAUAGUAAUAAUCUUUCACUUACUAAUUGUGCACCUAUAUAAGAUUAAGUCUAAAAAAGGGAAGCAAACUAUUCAGAUAAUGAAUUAGAAUUUUACAACAACAACCCUCAUGCAUUAUUAUUAAUCAAAGAUACUUGUCGAAGUGUAUUAAUUUAAUUAAUUUUUAGACACAAGGCGAAAAUUUUAUUUGAGCUAAAAAAGAAGAGAACUUUCUUCAUAAAAUGAUUAAGAGUUUUAUAGUUAACUAUAAAGUAGAAGAGAAUAAGUAAAAAAACAAAGAAUUCUUUACAGUAAUGUUGCCAAUUUUGAAAAAGCAAUCAAAUAAAUAACUACUCCAAAAUAAGGCAUGACAAGACUUUCAACCAGAAUGAGAUAACAUAGUUAAGAGAUCUAACCAAAUAAGACAAAUCAAUUUAAAUUAAAUUAAUUGGAUACAAAUAAAAUAAAUAAAGUAAUUCCAAAUGAAACUCAUUAUGGUUAUUCAAGUAGUCAUUAAACACAAAUAAAAAAGAACUCUAACAAUCUAUGGCAUAGGAUAAAAUCUCCUGCUCUAGAAAAUAAGGAUAAUUUUACUUAGAUAUUGAAAAAAAGGUUCAAAAAAUAAAAUGAUUUAUUCCUUGACAUCUCUUGCUUCAAUUAUGAAUCGUUAUCACUAUUAAAUUAAGCAAAGACACCUACUUUAUAUUAUUAAUGA
Molecule: messenger RNA, 775 nt
Organism: Paramecium primaurelia
Lineage: Eukaryota; Ciliophora; Oligohymenophorea; Peniculida; Parameciidae
Source: the annotation of a GenBank genome assembly